Messenger RNA from Ilex paraguariensis (yerba mate), 174 nucleotides. The record is from the annotation of a GenBank genome assembly. NCBI's taxonomy places the organism in Eukaryota, Viridiplantae, Streptophyta, Magnoliopsida, Aquifoliales, Aquifoliaceae.
AUGACGCAAAAUUUGGAGGACAGAAUUCCAAAACUUCUCAAGAAGCCAUUGGUGAAGAACCCAUCUCUUGUGAAUCCACCUCCUAUGGAAGAAUGCAGACUUCUCUUGAAGACACAGGAACUUUCUCAAGACUUGCAUGUUGUGGGGAGUGGUGACUUGGAUGUUGAAGUGUGA